Messenger RNA from Spodoptera exigua (beet armyworm), 1486 nucleotides. NCBI's taxonomy places the organism in Eukaryota, Metazoa, Arthropoda, Insecta, Lepidoptera, Noctuidae. The record is from the annotation of a GenBank genome assembly.
AUGAUGUUUGUGAUCUUGGCGCUCCCGCCUCACAUAACGCCAUCUUCAAGUCACACGGUGGAGUCGCGGCCCUACCAGUACCUAUACAUUACCAUUAAGGUGAUAGGCCUGCUAGUCAUAGUGACCGUACUCUACAUAAGUGAGGUCUUCUUCCAGAAGAUAUUCGUCACCAGACCCUGGAAGGCACUGUUUGUGAACUCCGACGAUGAUAUUCAUCAGUGGUGGCUGCAGUGGAAGCGAGAUCGGUACUCGAUGGCGUUCGGCAUAAUGUUCGCGCUGGCGUACCUGGCGGCGCGGGCGGCGGGGGCGGCGGGCGCGCUGGACGAGCGCGCGGGCAGCGCGUGGGGCGGCGGCGCGACGGCGCUGGCGCUGCUGGGGCUGGCCGCCUACGCCGCGUUCGCGCUGCUCUGCAGCAACGCGUCGGACUGUGACGAGAUCCAGUCGUACGUGUCGUUCCUGCCCGUGCUGAGCUACGCGUGGCUGCGCAACGCGCGCGGCGCGCUGCGGGCGCGGCACUCGGCGCUGUUCGCGUGGGUGGGCCGCGUCUCGCUGGAGCUGGCGGCGGGCGGCGCGCACGCGCUGGGCGCGGCGGACCGCGCGGGCCGGCUGGUGCUGCUGCCCGGCGCGCCGACGCUGAGCGUGCUGGUGGCGGCGUACGUGUUCCUGUGCGCGGCGCACGAGCUGCGGCGGCUGACGGCGCAGGUGGCGCCGCGCGCGGUGCCCGACGACUGGCGCCGCGCGCUGCGGAACGUCGCCAUCUUCCUCGCCGUGCUCGUGCCCAUCGGCAUACACGACGGCAUGUUCUAGGCCCAAGCCGCCGAACCUAACAAUCUGCAGUACAUACUGUGUAUGUACACCACAUUUAAAAUCGGUUUGCAUUUGAAAAUGUUUUGUACCACGUGAUCGUCAGUUAGUUACAAAAUGUACAUAUUAGGUUUGUAUAUAAAAUCUAGUCUACGAACAUAAUAAGAUUGUGUGAAUGUUACAAAUGGUCGCUGUGUGUCAGAAAUAUUGUGAUUUACUCAUAAACUUGUAUAUUUUUAAGAUCAAACCUUGCAAAUUUGUUUUUAAAAAGGCUUAUUUUUGUGUAGAAAUAAUAUUAUCUUUAAUAAGAAGGAUUUUCUUAUCAAAAAUUUAUUUAUAUAGUGUAAAGGUUUUAUACAUCUAAUAUUAAUCUCGUUUUUUGGCUGUGUUUGAAUUGAUUGCAUUGUGUAAUUUAUGGCACUAUAUUUAUUUAUUUUUGUUAUUUAUCAAACUCGCCUAUUAACAUUCGUAAUAUUAACGUUUACUGUUCAAGUCAGACAUUCUGUCUCUGUCAAAAGACACUAUCACCAUCAACCUAUAAAUAUAAGUGCGCACUGCUGAGCAAAGGCCUCUUCUCACAUGGAGUUUGUAUGAGCAUUUUAAUAGGUUACUCAAAGCAUUUUUCUGAAUUCAAACUUAUAAUUAGACAUUAUAAGUCAAUGUUGCCUCACGUCUUUUACUU